CGUUGGUUUACUCUUACCUAACCUUCACCAAUGGCUAUUCGUUUAUCAUUCUUCCUUCUCUUCUCUCUCCUCUCCGUCGCCGCCGUUUUCGCGGAGGUGACGACCACCGUCGACGGCGAUGAUAUAUUCAUCAGGCAGAUACUCGACAAAACGACCUACCCAAUACUCGACAAAACGACCUACCCAAUACUCGACAAAACGACCUACCCAAGAUUAAACCCUAACAACCUUGUCGGAGCAGAGCAUCACUUUUCUCUGUUCAAAAGUAAAUUCAAGAAAACUUACGCAUCACAAGAAGAGCAUGACUACCGAUUCAAGAUUUUCGCUCGUAAUUUACGACGGGCGGAGCGUCACCAGGAGCUGGAUCCGACGGCGACUCACGGUGUGACUCAGUUCUCCGAUUUGACUCAUGCUGAGUUUAAGAGACAGUUUUUAGGGUUAAGGAGGUUGAGACUUCCUAAAGACGCUAAUGAGGCUCCGAUUUUGCCUACUAAUAAUUUGCCGGAGGAUUUUGAUUGGCGGGAGAAAGGCGCCGUUUCUCCGGUUAAAAAUCAGGGUUCGUGCGGAUCCUGCUGGAGUUUUAGUACUACCGGAGCAUUAGAAGGUGCUAACUUUCUAGCCACUGGAAAACUUGUUAGUCUUAGCGAACAACAGCUCGUAGACUGCGAUCACGAGUGUGAUCCUGAAGAACAGGGUUCUUGUGACUCUGGCUGCAAUGGUGGGCUCAUGAAUAGUGCUUUUGAGUACACUCUUAAAGCUGGAGGUCUUAUGCGUGAGGAGGAUUAUCCUUACACUGGUACUGAUGGUGGUGCUUGUAAAUUUGACAAGUCUAAGAUCGCAGCUAAAGUAUCAAACUUUAGUGUUGUUUCUCUUGACGAAGAACAAAUCGCUGCUAACCUUGUUAAAAAUGGCCCUCUUGCAGUGGCUAUCAAUGCUGUAUAUAUGCAAACAUACAUCGGAGGAGUUUCGUGCCCUUACAUUUGCUCAAAGAGGCUCGACCACGGUGUGCUAUUGGUUGGCUACGGUUCAGCGGGCUAUGCUCCCAUUCGGUUGAAGGAAAAGGCUUAUUGGAUUAUCAAGAAUUCAUGGGGAGAGAAGUGGGGAGAGAACGGAUUCUACAAAAUCUGCAAGGGUCGCAACGUCUGCGGUGUGGACUCCAUGGUCUCAACUGUUGCUGCUGUCCAUACUGCUUAGAAGUUGGCUGGUUGCUAAUAAUUGGAACUUUUGUACAUAUGCAGUUUCAGUUUGAUAAUUUAAAUCUCAAAUUAUGUACUUGUCAUAUUUGCUCAAAGCAUUUGAUGGAAAUUUCUUGGAAAUUCCUAUGCUUUGGACGGUUGCUUUCAGAACAGAUUAAUUAUGUGGAUUGAAUUUUCAUAUAAAUUUCCUAUGCUCUGCUUUGUCA
Messenger RNA from Mercurialis annua (annual mercury), 1402 nucleotides. Its product is annotated as probable cysteine protease RD19B. Bases 31 to 1194 code for a protein of 387 amino acids. The record is from RefSeq and is a predicted model, not a curated record. Lineage: Eukaryota; Viridiplantae; Streptophyta; Magnoliopsida; Malpighiales; Euphorbiaceae. The transcript has 4 exons. Gene Ontology annotation, cellular component: lysosome. Gene Ontology annotation, molecular function: cysteine-type endopeptidase activity.